This is a messenger RNA of Chiloscyllium plagiosum (whitespotted bambooshark), 2063 nucleotides long. Its product is annotated as glucose-dependent insulinotropic receptor. Gene Ontology annotation, molecular function: G protein-coupled receptor activity. The record is from RefSeq and is a predicted model, not a curated record. Lineage: Eukaryota; Metazoa; Chordata; Chondrichthyes; Orectolobiformes; Hemiscylliidae. Gene Ontology annotation, cellular component: membrane. Gene Ontology annotation, biological process: G protein-coupled receptor signaling pathway.
CCUUCGACAGUGCUCUCCGUUUGAUUGUUAUGCUAUACCUACAGCAAGCUGGUCCUUAUAAUUUCUAAAAUAAUAGUUGCUUCAGCUAUCUUCCUGGUUCUAUUUCGUCGACCGUACCAGAUGUGGUAGACAGCACUCCAGUUUUAUUUUCCAGAUUCUGUUUAUUGAACUUCUCCACGAUGGAUGUUAAUCACUUUGGCAGUAUUGUGACAGUGCUUUCAUUGCUGAUCAUAGUUUCCAAUGCUGUCGUGGUGGUGGUGCUGGUCCUGAUGAUUCUGAAGAACAGGUCUGCCAGCUUGUGCUUUGUGUUGAACCUGGCAGUUGCAGAUAUGCUGGUCGGAUUUACCUGCUUUGGAACGGCUGUCAUAGUGCUCACUAGACAGGAUUUCACCGCCAGUAGAGAGUUGUGCAUGUUACGGAUUUCACUUAUAAUCUCGCCCUCUGCUGCCUCUAUAUUAACAAUGGUGUCGGUUGCUUUUGAUCGUUUUCUCGCUAUAAAACUACCUUUACAAUACUGCCGACUGAUGCUUGAUAAAAUGGUGGCAUUAAUCAUUGUGUGCCUCUGGACUGUAGCACUUAUAAUUGGGUUCCUUCCAGUGAUCAUUAGGCAGCUACAGCCUAAAGAGUACAACGGGACCUGUACCCUGUUCUCGAUCAUCAAUCCGAAGUAUAUUAUAAUUGUAUUUUGUUCUUGUUUUCUUCCUGCUUCCUUAAUCUUCGUCUAUUUCUACAGCGUAAUCCUCAAAAUAGCAUACUCCCACACACGGCAAAUCCUUGAAAGUGAGCGAAUCAGUGCAGUCUCCAGCCCUGCUCCACCACCUCGCUGUCACAUCCGAGAUGUCAAAGCUGUCAGGAUCAUAGGGAUACUUGUUGGGUGCUUUAUGGUUGCAUGGACGCCCUUCUUCAUUGCAACUUCUGUGCAAGCGUGUUGCACCAAGUGCCAAUUAUAUACAACCAUUGAAGACUACCUCUGGCUCCUUAGUCUGUGUAACUCUCUGCUGAAUCCGCUGAUUUAUUCCUAUUGGCAAAAAGAUGUGAGAAAGAAGGUUCUUCAGCUCUGUUGUGUGGCAAAACCCAGAAUUUCCCCAACGCGCUGCGUCACCCGCUGGGAAACAAUAAAGACCCAAAACCCUGGUGCAGAGAGAGGGACUGAAGGUGAAUUACCAGUGUCCUGUGCAGCAAUUGGUACUGUCAGUUAUUGCACAACCAAUACACCAAAUGGUACAUGAGAAAUGUACUUGACCUGGUUCAGCAACUUUGACAAAGUCAGCGAUGUGGACACAGCAACAAAUAUCCAUGAUGUAAGGAGAGUAAUGUAUUUCAUGAAUUCGUCAUCUCCUUCAGGGUAGUAUUGAAAAGUAUGUGGUGCUUCAUAAGACGUCAUCUUUCAUUUCAAGUUGCCAACACCAAAGGUUCUCAUAUGGCAGUGUAUAUCCACAAUAUUCUACAUCGGAAUGAUCUUCCACUUACAUAAAUCAACUCAAAGAAGACAGAAAUAAACAUACAGGGCACAUAUUUUAAAAUAAUUAUGUGACUACUCAAAUUGAUUCAUGACUCUUUUUAUCCUCAAUAUUUUUGGACGAAGUUGCAUAAGUCAAGUAGCUGUCAUUUUAAAUUAUGUCAUCGAUUUCAAUCAGAUUUUUAUGUCAGUAAUAUUAUUACUGUCAUUUUGAUCAAUGGCACAGUAGAGAACAAUGGAUGUUCUUUUAUUCAUUGAAAUUGGUGCAAGAUUUCUGCAUGUCUGACAUGAAUGAGUCACUCCUGCUGUAUUAGGCACUGAUGUAUCAAAGAAACAAUAAUCCAUUCUGUUCCUGGCCUGACCUCAGUGUUUUAAGUUUGUGUGGAAUAAAAUCUGCUGAACAUAUAAGAACAGAAAGUGCUGGAGAAACUCAGCAGAUUUGGCAACAUCUGUGGAGAGAGACAGUUCUUAAGAGAAGGAAAUCUAUCAUCAUUACCUGGUCUUCCCUACAUAUAACUCCAGACUGACAGCAAAGUGGUUCUUUCUUAACUGCUCCCUGGGCAAUUAGAGACUACAAUAAAUACUGGCCUAGCCAGUAACACCC